UUGGUGUCAGCGCGGAGCAGACGGAGCCGAAUCUCACUGACUUUUUAUUUAAUGUAACGAGUCAACUACCGACUAGAGGACACGUUAAAGUGCCCGGGUUACAUUUAACUAGCUAACUCAGCUAACUGCUCAGAAACAGUUAACACCGUCGGUAACCGGAACGGACACAUCCGGGAACAGAAAAUGCUUUAGGACGACCGGUAACUUCGGUGAUGUUUGUACCUGCGCUGAUGGAGACGCUCUGAAGGUGACAGUGGGAAAGACCUCAUCCUUCCUCCCCCUCCUCCCCCCCUGAAGGCUGCACAGAUGUUUUCUCUCGGUCAGGAGAACAUCCCCACCUCCCCUGCUUCCACCAAAGGACCAGUCAAAUAUGGAGAGCUCAUUGUGCUCGGGUGUAACGGCUCUCUGCCCAACGGUGACAAGGGGAGGCGGAAAAGUCGCUUCGCUCUGUGUCGCAGGAACAAGGCCAACGGUGUGAAACCCAGCACUGUCCACUCAUCAUGCACACCUCAGGCUGCCAAGGCUGUAAGCAACAAGGAGCAGCACAGUAUUUCAUACACGCUGUCCCGGGCACAGACGGUGGUGGUGGAGUACACCCACGACAGCAACACAGACAUGUUCCAGAUCGGUCGUUCGACAGAGAAUCCCAUCGACUUUGUGGUGACGGACACGCUGCCCGGCAGUCAGAAUCAAUCUGACGGUCAGACAGUCCAGAGCACCAUCUCCCGCUUCGCCUGCCGCAUCAUCUGCCAAAGAAACCCUCCGUACUCUGCACGGAUCUACGCCGCAGGCUUCGACUCUUCCAAGAACAUCUUCCUCGGGGAAAAAGCAGCCAAGUGGAGGAUGCAGGACGGUCAGAUGGACGGACUGACCACCAACGGCGUUCUGGUGAUGCACCCGCGACACGGCUUCAGUCAAGACUCUAAACCUGGUCUGUGGAGGGAAAUAUCUGUCUGCGGCAACGUCUUCACGCUGCGGGAAACCAGAUCAUCUCAGCAGAGGGGCAAGAUGGUGGACCCCGAGUCUAACGAGCUGGUGGACGGGUCUCUCAUCGACCUGUGCGGUGCCACCCUGCUGUGGCGGACAGCUGAGGGUCUGGCGCACACACCCACUGUCAAACACCUGGAGGCCCUGCGGCAGGAGCUGAACGCCGGGCGUCCGCAGUGCCCUGUGGGCUUCAACACGCUGGCCUUCCCCAGCCUCCGCCGCAAAGGCGUCCUGGACGAGAAGCAGCCCUGGGCCUACCUGCACUGCGGCCACGUGCACGGUUACCACGGCUGGGGGAGCCGCCGGGACCCCGAGGUGGAGGCGGAGUGUCAGGAGAGAGAGUGCCCCAUGUGCCGGGCGCGGGGCCCCUACAAGCCGCUGUGGCUGGGCUGCGAGGCCGGCUUCUACGUGGACGCAGAGCCCCCCACCCACGCCUUCGUCCCCUGCGGUCACGUCUGCUCAGAGAAGACGACGGCGUACUGGAGUCAGAUCCCGCUGCCGCAUGGCACGCACACCUUCCACGCCGCCUGCCCGUUUUGCAUCCAGCCGCUGAGCGGAGAGUCCGGCUGCAUCAGACUGAUCUUCCAAAGCCCACUGGACUGAACACACUCAGACUUCUUAUGUCAAGCCUUAACCAACAGAGAGGUGGACACAGCUUUGAGUUUUUACGUAACUUAAUUUUUAUAACUUAAUUUAACUUAAUUUUGACCAAUAUCGACACAUGUACUGGGCUGACUCCCGCCUUUUUCUAAUAUUAUAUAUGAUUCAGGCAGUGUCGCCCUCUUUCCAAGUGGUGAAAGUUCUUCCCUGGACAAAACUGUGACGAUGUGUGAUUUGCUUUUUAUUUAUUCCCUGUCGUCUUCAGUAAUGUCUUAACUCAACAGCUGCCUUAAAGAGCCAUUAACACUAAGACGUGAUCCCCAGUUUGGUUUCAGUGUCUCACUGUGGUCCAGUGCUUGAUUUUAAAGGCAGAAUUUUUAUGCAGGAAAUGGUAAAAAAAAAAAAACGAAAGAAAAAGAAAUCAGGUGAUCCAUAACAUAUUUCUGUGUUUGAUCCUUUUCUCUGAAAUCAAGUGACCUUCCUCUGUACUGCUGUUUCCUCUUUGUACACAGAAUAACUGUAUUUUAUGAUUUUAAUACGAGCUUUGUAUCUUAACGUGACAAAAAUAUAUUUCGUGGGAAACUUUUUAA
Molecule: messenger RNA, 2177 nt
Organism: Epinephelus moara (kelp grouper)
Lineage: Eukaryota; Metazoa; Chordata; Actinopteri; Perciformes; Serranidae
Product: E3 ubiquitin-protein ligase pellino homolog 1-like
Exons: 7
Coding region: 307-1590 (427 amino acids)
Biological process (GO): protein K48-linked ubiquitination; regulation of Toll signaling pathway
Molecular function (GO): ubiquitin protein ligase activity; protein binding
Source: RefSeq, a predicted model, not a curated record